Messenger RNA from Notolabrus celidotus (New Zealand spotty), 2764 nucleotides. It is a transcript of the gene pdlim7, whose product is annotated as PDZ and LIM domain 7. Gene Ontology annotation, cellular component: adherens junction; Z disc; stress fiber. The record is from RefSeq and is a predicted model, not a curated record. Gene Ontology annotation, biological process: heart development; actin cytoskeleton organization; muscle structure development. The coding region runs from base 275 to 1768 and encodes 497 amino acids. The transcript is spliced from 13 exons. Lineage: Eukaryota; Metazoa; Chordata; Actinopteri; Labriformes; Labridae. Gene Ontology annotation, molecular function: actin binding; muscle alpha-actinin binding.
UCGUCUGCUUGAUGUGGAUCAGCAGUAGACAGUUUCACAGCUGGGAUGUCUGUAAAGCACGGCCUCUCCUGGUUUAUAGCCGGAGUAUGAAAAGAAGCAGCGGCCCAUGUGACUUCUGACGUUUCAGUCGAGUCCUGCUAAAAAGAAUUUGAGGGAAUGAUCCUGCGGCUCACCAAGGGAAUCCACGGAGGCUUCCUGACGUCCGCUUUAAGGAAGUCCGAAAGUUAGCCCACUUUACCGACUGACUUUUUUGUAUCCCGAAGAUUGAGUCGAGAUGUCUGGCGAAGCGGAGGGACAAGAGGCUAUGAACGCAUACACUGUAACCCUCAACGGGCCAGCGCCCUGGGGCUUCAGGCUGCAGGGAGGAAAGGACUUCAGCAUGCCUCUCACUGUGUCAAGGCUGACCCCGGGUGGGAAAGCAGCUCAGGCCGGUGUCGGGGUCGGAGACUGGGUGGUGUCCAUUGACAACGCUAAUGCGGAGGAGAUGACCCAUGUGGAGGCACAGAACAAGAUAAGAGCAGCAACAGACUCCCUCUCUCUCACCCUCAGCAAAGCUUUCAAGGCUGCUGGAGACCAGAAGGACUCACUCGCGGCUGCUUCUGUUCCAAAGUACUCCUUUGCCCCCAGCACAACCAUUAACAAGAUGGCGAGGCCGUUUACAGCAGGUGGUGGUAGUGCCAACUCAGGACCUGUUAUUAAACCUGUGGCCUACUCGCCUAAACUAAACACUCCCCGCUCACAGGGCCCGGCCAGUGUGCAGCAGCCACAGAAUGGGCACAGCCUCAGGAUGGAGAACAUGCCCUGUUUUAUCCCCAACGACCGCAGCAAGAAGAGGCUGAUCGAGGACACUGAGGACUGGCAGCCCCGCACCGGCACCACCCAGUCCCGCUCCUUCCGCAUCCUGGCCCAGCUCACAGGCACUGACUUCAUGCAGGACCCAGAUGAUGAAACGAUGAAGAGGGCCAGCCUUGAGCCAACUCCCUCACCUGCCAAGGCCCAGGCAGCAGAUAAACCAGAUGAAUCAAAGACUGCAGCUGCAGCAGCAGGCAAAUCAGGUCCUUCCGUUCGACCGCCGUGGGUCACUGACCCUGGUUUUGCCGACCGCUUUCGCCCAGACAAGACCAGCACUGUGGUGACCCAGCACCAACAGCCGGCCCAGCCGACGCCCAUGCAGAACCGCAGCUCCAUCCUGCAGGCGGCGCAGCAUGCGCCUGAAGACAGCGGGAGGACCCCAGUAUGUGGUGCCUGCAACAAAAUCAUAAGGGGUCGGUACCUGGUGGCGCUGGGACGUUCUUGGCACCCAGAGGAGUUUACGUGUUCACAGUGUAAAGCGGUGCUGGAUGAAGGGGGCUUCUUCGAGGAGAGAGGAUCUGUCUUCUGUACCAAAUGCCACGAUAACAGAUACGCUCCUAACUGUUCCAAGUGCAAAAAGAUCAUUACAGGGGAAAUCAUGCAUGCCCUGAAGAUGACCUACCAUGUUCAGUGUUUCAAGUGUGCAGCCUGCAAGAACCCCAUCAGGAACCAAGCCUUCUACAUGGAGGAGGGCGAGCCCUACUGUGAAAGAGACUAUGAGAAGAUGUUUGGCACCAAAUGCCAUGGCUGUGACUUUAAGAUUGAUGCGGGCGAUCGGUUUCUGGAGGCCUUGGGCUACAGCUGGCACGAUACGUGCUUUGUCUGUGCUCUCUGCCAGAUCAACCUGGAGGGGAAGACGUUCUACUCCAAGAAGGAUAAGCCUCUGUGCAAAGGCCAUGCCUUUGCUCCAGUGUGAGAGUGAGCUCCAUCUUCAGUGGAAAAAACACUUCUCCCUCUCCCUCCCUCAUCUUUACCCCACCUCUCAUACACACUCUACAUGUCUUCUUUGCCAACCCACACCUAUGUACUCUGUCUUUUUUUUUAUACUCUGCAGUCUAUGUUUUUAUAUUUGAGGCUUAAUGUAGCUUCAUGUGCUGUUAGGACAGUCCAAAUGGAACUGCCUGUAUUACCAAAUGCUGUGUUGUAUAACUGGAAGUAGUCAAGGGAUUUAUUCAUGUCAUCACUAACUUGUGGACUUUUAAGUCAUUUUCAGAUUAAAAAUGCAGCUGCAGUUCUUCUACAUUUAAUUGUAGUUGUUAGCAAAAAAGUCUCCCUCCUCCACUAAUCUCCUCCUUGUUCAGUCUAAAAUAAGAUCAAGUCAGUUCCUUCUAAGUUUGAGAAGUCGUUUAACCUCUAAUAAUUUCACAUAUUGCAUUAAUGUACUCCUGUGCUAAGUGCAGGGAAGAGGUGGCCUCAUUCAGGACCCCGGCCCACUCUCUGACUCUCACCGUAGUGCCUAUUAACGUAAUGGCGGUGCAGUCAGGCAGAAAGAGGGGUGUCCCAUUUCUGCCUGGCUGGACCCCUGCACCUCUUCACUGAAGCACCGACCGCCUCACUUAUCACUUCGGCUUGAGGAAAUCAGAGCACAUGCACUGCAGUUAUUAAUAGCCGUAUGUGGUCAAGUGUAGUCUGAGUCCUUUAAUUUUCUCUAAUUGAUCUCAUUUGAAUAACCUCACAUGUUGACAGUGGAGGCUUUGAGAUGUUUCAGUCUUAAAGUAAGACUUCUCAGAGCUUUGAAACUAUCAUGUAUUAGACAUUUUAAUGUCCCUCAUGUUACAAUGAUGCUGUGAUUGUUCCUUAGAUUGCUUUCAUGCUGUGUCGAGUAUGUAUUUAUAUUGCUUCAGAAUGGGCCUGUAAGUGUUGUUUUUAUAGCUGCUGGAUGUUUCAAAUAAAAUUAAUUAGUCAUACCACA